Molecule: messenger RNA, 4269 nt
Organism: [Torrubiella] hemipterigena
Lineage: Eukaryota; Fungi; Ascomycota; Sordariomycetes; Hypocreales; Clavicipitaceae
Source: the annotation of a GenBank genome assembly
AGACACUGCACAAUCAUUUCCUUGAGACGCUAUGAAUUUGAUCUCUAAUGCUUUGUGAUGAGACAUAAAUAUUAUAAACAAUACAAUACAAUCACAGCAUUCCCUAUGCUGGUGAUGAGCUAGCCGACUCUAAAGGGCCGCAUCCUGGUGAGGGAGGAGGCUCUUGAGAACUUCCCUUACCGCAUACGAAAUGAAUAGAGCCUUUGCGGAAAGCAACAAUUGGUUUUUCAUCUUCAUAAUAUCCAAUAAACUCAGCAGAAUCGGUUAUAUAAGUUGGAGAAUUGGUGAGGAAUCGGACAAUCGGGUCCCCAUUGGUUGUGAAUCCGACGAAUUCUGCGAGCGGCGUGUCGUUUACGUUACGUUCCGAGAGAUUCCUUACUGUGGUACUAAACUACAGGUUAGUAUCAUGAUGAUAUUCUUUUUCUUGGUAUGCACGUACGCGUCGCUCAAGGACCUGGGGCUGGUGUUGGUAUUCAAGGUCAAGACCGGCCUUGUUUGCGCACCAGCGGCUUCUGGGUCUGAUGACAACGUAGAUGACGAUGACGGGAGCGUGCCAAUAUGCGAAUUAUGUCGCAUCUUGCUGACUUUUCUUGAUGUGCAAUCAUGAAAGAGGUGAAGGAAUCCUGCAAUAACCAAGACAGGGGUGCCUAACGCCAAUGCCCAUGGCCUGAAUUUAUGAUGUCAGCACAACCUCUCUUAAGCAUCGAGCGUAACUUACGGAUGUCUUCGGUCUUGAAGGGUAUGGAACAUUGCGAGAAUUAUACCCACAAUGGCGAUAAGGGAUCCAAUUUGCAUCAUAGUCCAAGUCGACCAAUAUAGCGACAUGAGGUCCUCGCCAUCGCAAAACUGUAGUGCAAGCAGCGCGUAUGCCUCCAUGGUCACAAUAACCGUUGAUACGAGGACACAGAUCGAGCACAACAGAAUGUACUUCUUGAGAGCCGCUGACUUCUUGUGAGAAUUCCCUUGGUAUGUCUCACACGCCUGCUGGCCUCUGCCCCUUUGUUAGCUGCGACAAAACGGAACAGCGCCGAAGCUGGGGACUUACUUUGUAUAAAUCCAGGACGCCAAAAACAAGACGAUGAGAUUUGUUAUAAACAUAAACCAGUAUAUGAUCUUGAACUGCCAUCGCACCAUGUGUGAUGCAAACUGGGCAUAUUUUUUGCAUAGCUCGGGGUUGGGUUCCAUGGUUCGAUAGGGCUGGCGGAUGAGGCUGACUACUCGCUGGCGGGUGAUGGUCACAAAGCGAAGAGCCUUGAUCUAAAUACCAUUCUAGAUUCUCUUUCCAUGAGCAUGAUCGACUAUAUACCCCUUGACAGAAUGAAACCAGGCGGUAUUCGGGUGCAAUAGGAGCAAGCCAAGACGAGGUUUGGGCCUCAAGAUGGCGGCAUGCUACGCAAGCGGAAACACAAGAGGUCUGUUGCCAAGAACGAUCAUCUAUGCUACAUACAGCUUUCACUUCGUACGGAUAAUUAAGCUCUAACAAAUCACAAGGGCAGAAACGACCUCGUUACUAGAUAACGGAUGUCGACUGGUCAGCUCUGCAGUCAGCGUCAUCAUGCACAGAAGGUUUGUUGAACUCUGUUUAGUCUGGAUACCUAGAAGGCAAAAUCUUCUAGCUAACUGCUAAAAAUUGGGAAGAGAAAGAGAUAGGAGUACGAUGAGAUCUACCGCCCUUUCACAGACUGGAUACAGCCUAAUGCUGUGCAAUGCAUGCCAAGAGGACCGGAGGUGACUGCCGCCGGACGAAUGCGCUAGAAACGCUGAGAGCCAAGACAUUAGCGCCAGUCUUACAGUAGGUUAUUUACUGGGGCUGGAAGCAAUAUGGCACUGAUUUUCGGCCGCAAAGCUACUGACAGCGCUCCAGUUGAAGGGAGCCGGUGUUUGCAAUGGCGCUGACCCCCAUCUCUGGAAUUCCCUGUGGUCUUGGCUGUUGAUCUAGAUGACUUGCCAAGAUGUUGGGUGCAGUAAACUAAAAGCUACAUUCUGUUUCAGGACCGUUGAAAUCUACAGCCAAGCAAGGCGUCGUCAGGGCAGAAGCCUCCUAUAUCCAGGACGGCUGAGACAGCGACCUCGCAAACAAUUUGAUUAUCAUUUCCUCCAGCAACAACGAAACCAUGGACGUUGCCCUAAGCACCAACGCACAUAUUUCGUGCAUUGCAUAAUUCUAGGCAGUGUAACGCAAAUAGGGUUUUGUGGGUGACGCUCCUCGAGGAAGUUUGUGCUCCGCCGCGAUGUGUGACGCUGAGGUAUGCUGGCGCCUGCGCAGAGUGCCCAUUGCGGUAUCACUGGGCAGGUUACGCAGAGCGAGGCUAAGUGAGACAGCUUGGCUUGGCAGUCAAAUCUUAAAUCAACGCACGCUGUAUCUUCAUAGGGCGGUGCGCCGUGUGGGCAGAAGUGGUAUGAGCCUAAAUGGGGGCUUACACUGUUUGCGACGCACACUGAGACCUUGGCGCCUGCACAGCCACGGCGGUUGACAACAACUAAGCAGACAAGUAAGAAAGCGAGAUAAGGGAGAGGUUACCAGUCCUCUUGGCCUGUUACCGACAUUACAGAGCUCGUUUCGAAAGGGAUGCAGAGGCUGAGCACGUAUCACCCAAAAGAGUAAUCUCUGUUCGGAAGGGCGGGCGGCUUACCGGCAGCACCAGCUUAGAGAGUGGCCGAUGCGAUCGGAUAGAUGAGCCCAGAUGGCUUCACCCAAAUGGGCUAUUUUGUUAAGUUGGCCCUGAAACAGCCCUAAAGGGACUAAAUGAGGUCCAGGGUACGCUAAAAUGAAUUACUCUUUACAGACAGAAUACGAAAGCGGGAACUGGCUACCGGCCUUUAAACGGCGUCGCUCCCGUCGGAUAUUUUUAAGCCCUCCACUCGACCUGCAAAGACGUCAUUCCACCCCUCCUUCGCCUACAGCCACUAUGAAGUCCGUAGAAGGACCCGGCCUGAGUGACAGAUAGCUACCAAACUCGGCUGUCGUGCUAUUUGGACGCGGGGACAGGUCAGGUGCUAGUUUAAAAUGCUGCCGUGUUUCCAUCCCGGAGUUGGCAAAGGACUUUCUGAGAUGAAUAUACCAACAGCGUGCCCCCCUUCUACAACAAACAGAGCCCCGUCCAUUGUGGAACAAUUGGAUCUUCAUCGAUACUACCUCGGACUCCUUCGCGUAUAAAGGUUGAAUAAAUAGACGGUGUUUCUUUCUUUAAAUGCACAUGCCCUCCUCCGCUUGAUCCGACAAUACUAAACGAUUUGGCAUCUCCAUACUAUUGGAGGUUAUCAGCUUCACGUACAACACAUUACUACCAACAUGGCUGUUACAACAUCAGAAGCCAUAGAUACACAAAAGCCUCUGGCUGGUAAAGUCUUUGCUGUUACCGGUGGCGCGAGUGGCAUUGGGUUUGCGACAGCCAAGAUCCUCUCUGCAAAGGGAGGCGUGGUCUGCGUCGCCGAUGUGGAUGCAAAGGCUAUGAAAGAUGCCGCUGACUAUUUUACCAGCAUCAACGCCGAAUUCAUGAUUGAGAAAGUCGACGUGUCGAAACGGAAAGAGGUGGACGGCUGGAUCCAGUCAAUUGUUGAUAAACACGGGAGAUUGGACGGCGCCGCCAACGUUGCUGGUAUUAUCGGCAAAGACCAUGGCGUUGCCGCCGUGUCAGAGCUAGACGAUGACGAAUGGGACAGGAUUAUCGCUGUAAACCUCACGGGCGCCAUGUAUUGUUUGCGAGCGGAGCUACGAAAUAUUGUCAAUGGCGGAUCUAUUGUUAACGUGUCGUCAAUCCAUGGAAUCAAGGGCUUUGCUAGACAUGGCGCGUACGAUGCUAGCAAACACGGCAUGAUCGGCCUCACAAAAGCUGCAGCUCUAGAGAAUGGAAAUCGAGAAGUGCGCGUCAAUAGUGUGGCACCCGGGGCCAUCUACACGCCGCUGAUGCAGAAGAACUGGGAUGCCAACAACCGACCGAGCGAUGCGCCGUUUGACGAGCCCACAGCGUUUCAGCGACAAGGGACGGCUGAAGAGACAGCCAAUGUCAUUGUAUUUCUACUGAGCCCGGAGAGCAGUUUCGUUAGUGGAAGCGUGUACCAGGUCGAUGGCGCGUGGAUAUAGAGAGGUGUGUAGGUGGGUGACAGGAGGUUAUCUGUUUUUUUUAAUUCCUAUAGAAAGAAGGAUGUAUUAUUUGCAAGGACAGAGAAUCGAGAAUGGAUAAACCCUCGUCAUGCGUUUUCUGUAGUUUUUUGGCAUCUCUACGGUUGCAGCUCUCCAGCUACUUGGGCAUAAAUUUACAGUGCCUG